CCCACAGAACUAUAUAUAUAUAAUUAACUCUUUUGCAUAUGGUUUACGAAAAGCUGAAAAAUCGUUACAGAUCCUAUUAACGUUACUCCAAAAAUGAAACUUCGGGCGCUUCAGACAAGAGAUGUUAAACGAGAAAUAAGUGAGCUUUGGCGGGCUAUGAACAGUGGAUUUAAAUCUGUAAAAACUGGUCGGGAAAGUGCAGCGGAGGUGAAGGCCUUGCUACAAGAAAGAUUUCAGUAUGAAAAUAGUUUAAUUUAGUAAUGACGUUAAGCUUUUAAUGUCAUGACGUCUUACUGCGUUUUAAAAAGGGCAUUAACAAUAGAAGUUGAGAAUUUGAUUGCGUACGACAAGACAUGGCAAACCAAGGUUGCGAAUCAAGCUAAAGAAACAAUUGAACGUAAAAUUAAAAUCAAUCAGAAUCCUUCAAAUUGCAGCAAUGCUCCAAUAUUGUUGACGCCUUACUUGCCUUGUGGUUUCGGUUGCUACGUACACAGCAUUGAGUGGGUCAUGUCGCUUUCAUUAUUUCUGAAUAAAGUCAUAGUCGUUGAUCAGUCAACAUCUCAUUACACGAAGAAUGUAACUAACGAUCCAUUCCAACCCAUGUCAACAUGUCAGUCUCAAAAUUACAGCAGGGAACUGUUUUCAGAAAUGAAUUGUGAACUUGAAGAAUGCAAGUUUAUAAAGAGCACGAAGCAAAACAUAACGUGCACCAAGUUUGUUUUAGUUAAUAAAGAACUGGUUCCACGACCACCUGGCUUGAAACCACGUUAUCUGUCUCAACAGUUUUGGAAUAGACUUUACAGUUUCCAUGGCAACCCAAAGGCGUGGAUCGCAGGACAUCACAUCCGCUACAUUUUGCGACCAAAACCUUUCAUGGAAGAUAUAAUUCAACAAGCGGAAAAAACUGUAAACUUCUCACAGCCAUUAGUUGGUAUUCAUAUCCGACGCACUGACAAGCUGACAAUGGAAGGGGAGAAUGCGAGGUUUAUCACGUUGCAACAAUAUCUCCCUCAUGUUGAUCAAUGGUACGACAAGUACGACUUAAGCCAAAGAAGAAAGAAUAUUACCAUACCAACUGAACGUAGAAUAUAUUUGGCAACUGACGACCCUUCAGUUUGGGAGGAAACAAAAGAAUUAGUAGGUUAUACAUUUGUGGGGUUUAAAAGAUUUUCUCAAGCUGCUUCUAACUUAUCAUCACGUAACUCACUAUCGGGAUUGUUAGGAGUAGUUGUUGACGUCACAAUGCUAUCAAAAUGUGAUGCUAUGGUUUGUUCGCUGUCUUCUGAGGUUCCAAACUUAGCCUUCGAGUUGAGACAAACGGAACACCUCGAUGCGUCUAAUGACGUCAUACCAUUGGAUCUCGGAUAUGGUUAUGAAUUCCUGGUUAGCAGAGUUCAUAUUGCGGUUUAUGCCCACAAAGCAAAAGUAAAAGCAACAAACGAAACCUUUGACGAAAUUGAACUAAUGCAAGGCGAUAUCCUUUUUACCAUCACGAACUGGUGGAAUGGUUUCUACAACGGGAUAAACGAACGGACCGGAGAGAAAGGUCUCUAUCCAACCUACAAAGUUGAAGUCUAUUACAACUUCAAUUUCGAAAAGUACGAAUACAACCUUGAGGAUAUAUUGGGCGAAAUUAAAGCUUCUGUAGAACUUGCAAACUUUGCUAAGGCAUAAAAGCUUGGACAGUGGAACAGCUAACACGAUCUGGUUUCAUUUGAAAUCUUUCGGUCUUCACCAUUUUAUUACGUGAAAAUUACAACAUACGUUACGCAAUUGCAAAGAAGCGAAACAUUGGAACAUCGUGGAAAGAACACGAGGCAUGAUUGGUAGAUUUCUUUCAUAAUGUACACUAAUUAACUUAGACGAAUACGACUUGUGGGUAGCGGAGUAGCAGUCAAA
This is a messenger RNA of Ciona intestinalis (vase tunicate), 1899 nucleotides long. Lineage: Eukaryota; Metazoa; Chordata; Ascidiacea; Phlebobranchia; Cionidae. The record is from RefSeq and is a predicted model, not a curated record.